Messenger RNA from Gopherus flavomarginatus (Mexican gopher tortoise), 960 nucleotides. RefSeq names its product zinc finger protein 560-like. The record is from RefSeq and is a predicted model, not a curated record. The coding region runs from base 138 to 866 and encodes 242 amino acids. The transcript has 7 exons. Gene Ontology annotation, biological process: regulation of DNA-templated transcription. NCBI's taxonomy places the organism in Eukaryota, Metazoa, Chordata, Testudines, Testudinidae.
CCUGGCUGAACAGCUGCUUCCUGGUUCUCCACGUGCUGCCAGCAGCGCUGGAGCUGCCCGAGCCGGAGCGGAGCCGCUGUUCUCAGCUGCAGCCAGGAUCUGCCCCCGGCCCCGCUGGGAUCCAGACAGGCUGCAGAAUGUUUUGCUCCAGCUCAUCCCAGCCUGGCGUGGGACAGGGAAGAGAAAUGGCUGCAGUGGAGUCAGUCCAGGGGCUGGUGACCUUCAAGGAGAUGGCUAUGUAUUUCACCAGGGAAGAGUGGGCUCUGCUGGACCCCACUCAGAGAGCCCUCUACUGGGAUGUCAUGCAGGAGAACUAUGAGACUGUGACCUCGCUGGGCCAGAGAAUAACAUCCAUGUUUCGCUGCAGAUCAUCUCGUCCUCCCAGGGACAAGGAAAUGGCUGCAAUGGAGCUGGCUCAGGGGCCGGUGACCUUCGAGGAGGUGGCUGUGUAUUUCUCCAGGGAAGAGGGGACUCUGCUGGACCCCACUCAGAGAGCCCUCUACAGAGAUGUCAUGCAGGGGAACUAUGAGACGAUGGUCUUGCUGGCGGAGUUUCUGGUUUUCCAACGUGAUAUGAUCUCCCAGCUGGAACAAGGGGAAGAGCCAUGGGUUCCAGAGCUCCAGGGUUCAGAGGAAAGAGAGAUCCUGAGAUCUCCCCGCACAGAUGAGGAAACAUUAAACCAACUCAGAAUCUCAGGUGAUGCAAUGACGUGUGAGGUUCAGCACAGACCAGAAAAAGAGCAGGGAAACCAGCCAGGGGAGAAAAUGGAUAAAUUUAUUUCCUGUCAGGGAACUCAGAAGGGCCUUAAGGAAACCAGAAUAGAGCAGGAAAUCUGCAGGGAAAAGCAAAAAAAAUACAUGUGCUGAGUGUGGGAAAAACUUCACUUACAGAUCAGGCCUUUCUCAACAUCAGAGAAUGCACACAGGGGAGAGGCCCUGUGAAUGCAAUGAGUGCGGGAAA